GCUUUUAUUCGCGUGGGAACCGGUUAAAAUGAUUUCAAUAUUAACGUUAACGCCACGUGUUAAUUCCGGUUAAUUUCCCGAGGUGAAACGUCGACGUAACCUCACUCGACUGCUCGCGACAGUCGAGGAGCAGUUUAAACCCGUAAUACAUUAGCGUUAUAUAUAUGGCUACCAGUGCGCACGCGCCUGUGAAAGCCCACGUCAUUUACGUGGAAUUAUGAUUGGAGCGGCCGCAUGCACUGUUUCCGGUGCGCGUUCCCGCCGAUGUACCUGCUCGUGGGUAAUUAAGGCUAAGCAUGAGUGGAGCUGACUGUUUCUAUAAGGCUGCAGCUGUGUGGAGGAAAGGCAGGGCGAGCACGCGCUUUGACGGGGUGGCCAUAUUUUAGGCUCGUGCAAUACAUGAAUAAAAACCACAGCUGACUCCCAGGAGACCCCAUCUCCUUAACACCCCCUUUAAUCUGCUCCGUCACCUCUGCAGACAACUGCUGUAAUAAGGAAAGUUGAUGAAGUGGCUUUCUGUUCUUUCACUAUUGAACAUGCCACUAUUUCUUCGUCGCCUAUCCACGAACCCUUCAGCAGUCAGAGCUCACCUCUCACCUAUAUCUGGUUCUCAGACGAAGGCCCACUUGUUAACCAGCCUAGUAACACUUAUAUGGCUCAACCAGAUCCGUCUCUCCGAGACAUGACCAACGCGAAGCCCAAAGCAGAGGGAAAGAGCGACGACGACGAGGCCCCGGAUGGAGGCUGGGGAUGGGUGCUGGUCGGCGCCCUGUUCGUCAGCACAAGCCUCGUGUUCGGCCUGAUGCGUAGCUUGGGCAUCUUCUUUGUGGAGUUCGUGCAGUACUUCGAGGAGAGCGCUCAGGCCAUCUCCUGGAUCUCGUCCACGGGCCUGGCAGCGCAGCAGUUCUUCAGUCCGCUGGGCACAGCACUGUGUAAUGCAUAUGAUACCCGGGUGGUGGUGAUGACAGGGGGCUGUCUUGCUGGACUCGGCUUCAUACUGGCCUCGCAGGCCACCAGUCUGGUCCACCUCUACCUCACCAUGGGUGUGAUUUCCGGUUUGGGCUGGGGGCUGGUCUUCACUCCCAUGGUGGCUACAGUCAUGGCCCACUUCACCCGCCGCCGCACCCUGGUGUUGGGAGUGGGCUUCUCGAGCAUCGGACUCUCAUCCUUCGCUUUCAACCCGCUCUUCCAGCUGCUGGUGGAGACGUACGCCUGGCGAGGGGCCCUCCUCAUUCUGGGGGCCCUCAGCCUCAACAUCGUGGCCUGCGGGGCUCUCAUCCGCCCACGGCGGCGCUCUAAAGCCCCAGCGAAGGUGGAUUCAGAGAGGAGGUCGUCAUGUGCUGCCACGCUGCGGCGAGUCUCCUCCUACCUGGAGCUGUCGCUGCUCGUCGAUAGGCCGUACGUUGUCUACACGUUGGCCGUCACUCUCCUUAACGUCGGCUACUUUGUGCCUUAUUUCCACCUGGUGGCCCACAGCCGCCAAGCCGGCUUCUCGGAGUACCAAGCUGCUUUUGUCAUGUCAGCUGCCGGUGCUACGGACAUUUUGGGCCGCAUAGUGUCAGGCUGGUUCUCGGACCUGGGUCACUUUCGGCUGAUUCAUUUGCUGACCGUGUGGACAACUCUGGCCGGUCUGUUCAUCAUGUUGCUGCCCGUGAGCUCCUUGUCCGGUUCCUACGCUGCACUGAUGGCGAUCAGCCUCCUCUACGGCUUCUGCUCCGGGGCGUUGACCUCUCUGGUGUUCGCGGUGGUGCCGAUGAUUGUGGGUGUGGAGCGCAUGAUGGGGGCCCUCGGGCUGCUGCAGCUCAUCGAGAGCAGUGGCGGACUUCUGGGGACACCUUUGUCAGGGUUGCUCAAGGACGUCACGGGCAACUACACGGCUUCCUUCGUGGUCGCGGGCGGUUUCGUCGUUCUUGGUACUUUGACCAUGACCACGCUGCCUCACUACUUCUCCUGCAAAGAGCUGCCGCCCCCUCAGAGACGGUCACUGGGUAACAAAGAUAAGGGUUUGGACCCAGAGUUGGAACAGAUGCACAGGUCGCCUACUGACACCAGUUGCAGAGGAGUUAAUGAAGUAUGCAGUAAUCUCAAAGAAUGUGAAGGAGACAACUGGGUCACCAUAACCUGCUGGAAAAAUGCAAAAGAUAUGGAAUGACCACGUAAACACCCAGACUGCAACGUGACACUUGUGUUAAACAAUUAGAUAUUUUGUACUUGUUCUUGAUUAAAAAGCAAUGUAUUUUGUUUUAA
Molecule: messenger RNA, 2247 nt
Organism: Cyclopterus lumpus (lumpfish)
Lineage: Eukaryota; Metazoa; Chordata; Actinopteri; Perciformes; Cyclopteridae
Gene: slc16a13
Product: solute carrier family 16 member 13
Exons: 8
Coding region: 653-2152 (499 amino acids)
Biological process (GO): monocarboxylic acid transport; transmembrane transport
Molecular function (GO): monocarboxylic acid transmembrane transporter activity
Source: RefSeq, a predicted model, not a curated record